AUGGCUGAUGACAAGCCCGUCACUGCGCCUGCCGAGGCUGGGAAGCCCGAGCCCACCUCGGCCGACAAGCUAGAGGUAUCCGAGACUGUCGCUGCCUCUGACGAGAACCCUACUGAACCCGCGAACACCACCGAUGACAAGAAGGAGCCCGAAGCUGAUGGUGAAGAACCCGCUGCAUCCGGCGACGCGACGGAGCCCAAGGGCGACGAUGAAAACGCCGCUGCGCCUGCCGAUGCUGAAGAUGGUGCCCCGAAGACAAAUGGCACUCCUGCAUCCGCCAAGAAGUCUUCAAAGGACCGACGCCGCUCCAGCGGUGUCGGCGAGAAGUCCAAGUCACUGAGCCGCAAGAAGUCACAAGUCCGCAUGACCCAGCUGAACGCGAAGCCGGGCGAGUACUACCUGGCGCGCCUGCGCAGCUAUGCGCCUUGGCCCUCCAUCAUCUGCGACGAGGAAAUCAUGCCCAAUACACUGCUUGACAAUCGCCCUGUGACCGCGAUGCAAAAGGAUGGAACCUACCGCGCCGAUUACGCCGAUGACGGCAAGAGGGCACACGAACGAACUUUCCCCGUGAUGUUUUUUGGGACCAACGAAUUUGCCUGGGUCCCCAACACUCAAUUGACUCCUCUCGACCCUGCUGACUGCAAGGAUAUCUCCGAGAAGAACAAGGCCAAGGGGCUAAUCGCCGCCUACAAGGUUGCCGCAGAGGGCCACGACCUGCAACACUUCAAAAAUCUAUUGGCAGAUCACCAGGCUGCUUUGCAGCAGGAGAUUGAGGAAGCCGAGGCCGAGGAGAACGCAAAGGCCACAGCCAAGGCCGAAAAGGCGAAGAAGAACAAGCGCAAGAGCAAAGGUGCUGAAACCGACGUUGAUAUGGAAGAUGCAGAUGAGAAGAAGCCCAAGAGCUCGAAGAAGCGAAAGAACGAGGCCGAAACCGAGGCAGAGAAGCCCGCCAAGACCCCCAAGACCUCUACUAAGCUGAAGUUGACCACUCCAAAGGCGCCCGCCGAGGAGAAGAAAACACCUGCCAGCAAAACCAAGAAGGCGCCGGCCAAGAAGGGCAAGGCUGCUGCCAAAGAUGACGAGGAGGCUGUUGAGGCCAAGGAGCCGGAGAAGCAGAUCGACCCCGAGGAGCUGAAGAAGAAGAAAGAGAAAGAGGUUCUCUUCCUUCGUCACAAGCUUCAGAAGGGAUUCAUCUCCCGCGAUGCGCCGCCCAAGGAGGACGAGAUGGCCACAAUGAGCACCUAUUUCGACAAGCUGGAGAAGCACACCGACUUGGAAGUUUCGAUUAUUCGCUCAACCAAGAUCAACAAAGUUCUGAAGAUGAUUGUGAAGCUCAACACAAUUCCCCGCGAUGAGGAGUUCAACUUCCGUCAACGUGCCAUGAACAUCCUGUCGAGCUGGAAGACUGUUUUGGACUCCGAUACCCCCGUGGGUGACAAGGAUUCCAAGCCCACAGCCAAUGGAAGUUCCAAGGAAGACGAUGGCGCAGACACUCCCAAGCUAGAGACUGAAGAGGAGAAGGAGCCUGAGACCAAGGCUGCCAGCGAAGAUACCCCCAUGCCCGACGUUGACGCGGACAAGCCCGAAGAGACCGAGACCGAGAAGGAGACCACCGAGGUUGAUAAAUCCGAGGAGAAGACCGUGGAGGCUAGUGCCUAA
Messenger RNA from Penicillium atrosanguineum, 1659 nucleotides. RefSeq lists its product as uncharacterized. Gene Ontology annotation, biological process: anterograde axonal transport. Bases 1 to 1659 code for a protein of 552 amino acids. NCBI's taxonomy places the organism in Eukaryota, Fungi, Ascomycota, Eurotiomycetes, Eurotiales, Aspergillaceae. Gene Ontology annotation, cellular component: mitochondrion. The record is from RefSeq and is a predicted model, not a curated record. The transcript has 5 exons.